Messenger RNA from Diospyros lotus (date-plum), 1642 nucleotides. Its product is annotated as E3 ubiquitin-protein ligase SINAT2-like. The transcript has 4 exons. Lineage: Eukaryota; Viridiplantae; Streptophyta; Magnoliopsida; Ericales; Ebenaceae. The coding region runs from base 485 to 1414 and encodes 309 amino acids. Gene Ontology annotation, biological process: multicellular organism development; ubiquitin-dependent protein catabolic process. The record is from RefSeq and is a predicted model, not a curated record. Gene Ontology annotation, cellular component: cytoplasm. Gene Ontology annotation, molecular function: ubiquitin protein ligase activity; zinc ion binding; protein binding.
AGAGACCACCCAAAUCAAAAAUCUUUGGUGACUCUUCUCUCGCUGCCUCUUUGGUUCACAUGUACGUGUGUGCGUACGCCGUACGUAUUAAUUAAUUACAUAUAUAAUACCAAAUCCAGACAAGACGACGAGACACACGUAAAUUCAGGGAAACGCCUUUCUCGGAUUGUGCUCCACCUCACCACCCCAAUUAUUGAUUCUCAAUAUUGGGGGUUCAUUCUAUUCUAUUCUAUCCUAGGGGUUUUGGCCUCGUAAUUUCAUCUGGUUUUCUUCUUCUGGGUUUUUUCCGCUGCUCUUGUUCAUCGAGGACCGCAAUUCUUACAUUGGUUGAUGACCUCGCUUGUUUGCUGCUCGUCAGGACGUCCAGAUUCAUGUUUCCUUCUGGGGCAGGGCCAUCUAAGGACAUUGGAAAGUGAAACAGGAAUAUUGUGGUCCUCAUUCAGAAAGAGAGGAGAUUAGUAACACUGAAACUUGAGAGCAAAACAUGGCUCCUGGAAGUGGUGUCUAUCAUGAUGUUCUUGAGUCUCGCGCUGUAUCCACUGAUUAUGGUAUAGCACCUACGGAAAUGGAAUUCAGAAGCUCGCCUUUCAGAAAAUGUGGUGCUGCUGUUGGUGGAAAACGUGGAAUGGCUUCAAAUAGUGCUGUUCAUGAGCUUCUUGAGUGCCCUGUUUGCCUAAAUGUGAUGUACCCUCCCAUUCAUCAGUGUCCCAAUGGCCAUACUAUAUGUUUCAGUUGCAAGACUAAAGUACAUAAUUGUUGCCCUAUUUGCCGCCAAGAGCUUGGAAACAUAAGGUGUAUGGCUUUGGAGAAAGUAGCAGAAUUGCUAGAACUGCCAUGCAGAUACCAGUUCUUGGGUUGUCAAGACAUAUUCCCCUACCAGAGCAGACUCAGGCAUGAGCAGAAUUGCAGGUUCCGCCCAUAUAAUUGCCCUUAUGCCGGAGCUGAAUGCUCCGUCACUGGUGAUAUCCGGUUUCUUGUUGGACAUCUCAAGAAUGAUCACAUGGUUGACAUGCACGACGGCUGUACUUUCAACCAUAGAUAUGUCAAAUCCAAUCCCCAAGACGUUGAAAAUGCUACAUGGAUGUUGACUGUUUUCAACUGUUUUGGGCACCAAUUUUGCUUGCACUUUGAGGCUUUCAACAUCGGGAUGGCACCUGUCUACAUGGCCUUCUUGCGCUUCAUGGGAGAUGAACACGAGGCCAGAAAAUUCAGCUACAGCUUGGAAGUAGGAGGGAACGGAAGAAAGCUAACAUGGCAAGGAGUUCCAAGGAGCAUUCGCGAUAGCCAUAAGACAGUAAGAGAUAGCCUGGAUGGACUGAUUAUCCAGAGGAACUUGGCACUCUUCUUUUCUGGUGGGAGUGGCCAGGAGCUCAAGCUCAAAGUGGCUGGUCGCAUAUGGAAAGAACAGUUAUAAUUAUUAACCCUAGAACACACACACACACACACACACACACAUAUAUAUGAAAAAACUUUCUAAACUGAUGUGUUUGGUUCGGUUGGAAUAUCCAUACAUGUCGUGUCUGUCUCUGUAAAUGGCGGAUUAGAAGAUUUGUUAGUUGCUGCAAAGGAUAGAAGAUCAUCAGUUGUUGUUGUUAUGUGAUGGGUUUCUCUACUAUUAUAGAUCAGUUGCAAGCUUUCGCUA